Molecule: messenger RNA, 1137 nt
Organism: Emiliania huxleyi CCMP1516
Lineage: Eukaryota; Haptophyta; Isochrysidales; Noelaerhabdaceae
Exons: 7
Coding region: 1-1137 (378 amino acids)
Biological process (GO): rRNA processing
Cellular component (GO): Mpp10 complex; nucleus; sno(s)RNA-containing ribonucleoprotein complex
Source: RefSeq, a predicted model, not a curated record
AUGGCUGGGGCGCCCGGCCCCUCUUCUGCUGCGAUCGACGACGAGGCGCUGCGCGAGCUGCGGCCGCUGCAGUUCCUGGUUCCGGACGAGAAGCGCGCCGCUUGGUGCGGCCGCGCGGCCGCAAGCCUCUUUGGGUGGGGCAAGCAGCUCGAGCCUCGGCCGCUCGGGCCUCUCGAGGCGCUUGCGCUCGGCGGCUUUGACGAGGAGCAGGUAUGGCAGCAGCUCGAGCUACGCAACAAGCCGCUGCUCCGGUACGUGCAGACGAGUUCGCGGCGGCUGCGGCCAGCGCUCGAGAAGGAGGACUCGGAGGAUGCAGCGUCCACGGGCACUGGCGACGACGAGGAGGGCGAGGAGCAGAAGAAGCUGUCGGAGCUCGAGCACGCGCAGCUCGCAGAGAAGCCGUGGCAGCUGCGCGGAGAGGUGAGCGGGCAGCAGCGGCCGGCCAACUCGCUGCUCGAGACGGCGGCGAUGGCGCCGAGCGAGGAGUCGACGCGCUCCAUCGAGGAGGUCAUCCGCGCGCGCUGCAAGGACGGGCUGUGGGACGACGUCGUGCGGCGCGCCGCGCUCAAGCCGACGGACUUCCGACCCAAGCCGGCCGACCUGUCGCUCGAGAAGAGCGACAAGGGGCUCGGCGACGAGUACGCCGCCGCCUUCGAGACGAACGCGCGAAGCUCCGAGGAAAUGCCGCGGACGCCGCUGAGCAGUGUGCUCGGCUCCAAGGGAGCGGACGCGGUGGCCAAGGCGCACGAGGAGGCGCGCGCACUGCUCGCCAAGCUCGACUCGCGCCUCGACCCGCUCUUCUCCUUCCACUACGCGCCGCCCCCCGCGAAGCGCGAGGCGCCCGCCGUCUCGCUCGAGGAGAAGGUGCCGACGGCCCUCGCCGCGAGCUCGACGCUGGCCCCCGAGGAGGUGUACGGCCGCAAGCGGAGCGACAAGGCGCUCGCCGACCGCGCAGAGCUCUCGCAGGGCGAGCGGAAGGCGCUCCGCUCAAAGAAGAAGCGCGCCUUCUUCAGCAGCAUGCAGGCCGCGAGCCAGGCGCCCGGCGGCCUCGCCGGCUCCAAGCGGCAGCGCGUCGCCGACGCCCGAAAGGCGGCGCAAGGGGCAGGGGCGGCGGACGGCGCCUCGUUCAAAUUGUAG